Plectropomus leopardus (leopard coralgrouper) is the source of this 9524-nucleotide messenger RNA. Lineage: Eukaryota; Metazoa; Chordata; Actinopteri; Perciformes; Serranidae. The record is from RefSeq and is a predicted model, not a curated record.
AAAACCUACACUCAGUAUGUGCAUCAGCAGCAGAGCAGUGAGCAGCGCCCGUAGAGAGGACAGGUUGGCGUAUGCUGUGGCUUCCCUGCACUCAUGGCUCGGCUCUCCCUCGCAGAAGUGGGUCUGCUGCUUCUGUUAGCGCUGGCUUUGAUGCUUGGUGCUGAGGCAGGUGAGAAGAGACAGCGUACACUGAGGAGGAAGAAGAGAGAGUGGAUCAUUCCUCCUGCCAAGCUGGAGGAGAAUGUUGACUACACGAAUAAAAAAUACAUUGCCAAGAUUCGGUCUGACAAAGACAUAAAUUCAACGGUGGCGUAUCAUCUCUCUGGAGAAGGAGCUGACAAAGAACCCUUCCGCCUCUUUGUGGUGGACGCUGUCACCGGGUUUGUGCGCAUCACUGGUAUUCUGGACCGGGAGAAAAAAGCAGUCUACGAUCUAACAGGGAAGGCUAAAUACUUGGAUGGGAGCUUAGCAGAGACGGACAUCCCACUGAAAGUCAUAGUCUUGGACCAGAAUGACAACACACCUUCUUUUGAGCUGCAGAGCGGCAACAUCACAGAGGCAAGCAAAAAAGGGUCCUAUAUCAUGCAAAUCGUGGGUAAAGAUGAUGACCAAGCGGGAACACCUAAUUCAGAGAUCUCCUACAGCAUUGUCAGUCAGCACCCAGCAGGCAAAGGUCAAAUGUUUAGUAUGGACAGCAAAACGGGCAAACUGUACGUCAUGGAGAACACACUGGACAGAGAGACUUGUGACUCCUACACACUGGUUGUGCAGGGGGCUGAUUUGGGAGGGGCAGCAGGGGGGAGAACGGGGACAGGAACGGUUGUGAUCAAGGUCCUGGACAUCAAUGACAACCCACCCACUCUGGAAAAAACUGCGUACACUGUUUCAGUGAAUGAAAAUGUCGCUGGCGUAGUCUUGAUGAGACUUAAAGCUCUGGACAAAGACCUCGAAUACACAGACAACUGGGAGGCUGUCUUUAAGAUCAUCACAGGAAAUGAAAAUAAUUUCUUCUCCAUUGAGACGGACAAGAAAACCAAUGAGGGUGUCCUGAAGCUGAUCAAGCCUCUGGAUUUUGAAGAACUCCAGAAACUCAAGCUUGGCCUGGUCAUUGAGAAUGUAGCUGCUUUGGUGAACAGUGGCCAUGGAGAGAUGAAUGUAGAUGUCUCUAAUCAAACGCAAAAUGCAACUUUAGAAAGCUAUUCCAUUCUGAUAUCAGUGAACAAUGUACUGGAGGCACCAGCAUUUAAGCCUGAAACAACGGUUGUUUCUGUAUCAGAAGAUCCAAAAAACAUGCCUGUGGAUGGUGUGGUCACAACAUUUACUGCUAUCGAUCCUGACACAGGACUACAAGCUAAAGAUGUCAGUUAUGCCAAAGCCUAUGAUCCUGACAACUGGUUUACCAUCGAUGAAGAAACAGCUGAGAUUAAACUCAACAAGGUACCAGACAGAGAGUCACCAUUCUUGGAGAAGGGCACCUACAUUGCCAAGAUUCUGGCCAUAACCAAAGACAUGCCUGCAAAGACAACCACGGGAACAAUAUCAGUUCAAGUCACGGACUCAAAUGACCAGUGUCCCACCCUGACCACCACCUCCACCAGCGUGUGCGCCAAUUCAAAAACUGUUUAUGUGACCGGCAUCGAUAAGGAUGUUAGUCCCAACGCUGCUCCAUUUUCAUUCAAAAUUGUACCUGAUGGGACACGAGGCAGCUGGGACGUAGAGGUCAUCAAUGAGACGAGUGCUGCUCUUCACUCCCAUGAGAUGCUGUGGCCCGGUACCUACGAGCUGCAGGUAGAGGUGGCAGACGCUCAGGGUCUGUCUUGCCCCGAAAAUGAAGUUUUCAAAGUGGACGUUUGUACUUGUGAGGAUACAGGAGACUGCAGCACAAGGACAUCCAAAUUAGCAGCUCCUUCCACUGAGCUCUCUGCUGCAGCCAUUGGCCUGCUGAUAUCUGCAAUAUGCUUACUGCUGCUCAUUCCUCUUCUCCUGCUGUUCUGUCAGUGUGGAGGAGCAAACACCAUCUUUCCUGACAAAUUUAGUGAUAUCCCAUUUGACGCCAAAGAACACCUCAUAUCAUACCACACUGAAGGCAAAGGCGAGGAUAAGGAAGUGCCACUCCAAAGUGUCCCUAUCUUGUUGGAAGACCAAAAGAAAGUUUGGGCCGCACCAGCACUGAACUUAAACGGCAUGGCUUCAGAGAUCACAAAAACUCAUCAGUCAAGUGCUUUCUAUGAACAAUCUUUGCAGAAGUUUCAGGAAAACAGACAGAGUUUGAUGGAGUUCGACAAUGCCUAUGGGUUUUCAAGGCAAUCAUUCAACAAUAAUAGUGCUGGGUACAGUAGGCAAACAGUUCUGAGAACAACAGCCCUGUAUGACGAAAUUGCCUUACCUGAUGCCUUCCUCAAUGAGUACUACUCACAGAAGGCAGACUGUACUGUUCCAGUGAAGGAUGACCUUUUGAGGUAUGAUUUUGAAGGCCAGGGCUCCCCUGCAGGCUCAAUGGGCUGCUGCAGCCUCCUGGACUCUGAUGAUGACCUGCAGUUCCUCAGUGACCUUGGGCCAAAGUUCAAGACCCUAGCAGAGAUCUGUUCCCCUCCUACACCAACAACUGAAACCCUGCUGACACACCAAAUAGCAGGUGCUGUCAAAACCACAGUUGAUAUUGUUGAACCAAUCGUCAAGCCCAAAAUAGAGCCCACUGUCAAGACAACACAUACCGAUAUAAAGGCAGAGAGAGUCAUGUCAUCUACUAACAUCUCCAAAUCUGUUAGUACUGUAAAUACUGCUGCGCAAUCUGUGACACUUCCUCGCUCCAACGUUACUAACAUCAGUCAAUCUGCUACUCUGCCCCGUCCCGCGCAGACAGUCAUUCUGCAGCAGCAGCCAGUUUACUACACCACCAGCCCUGUUCUACAGCCUUUGCACUAUGUAGUUCAACCACAGCUUCAGAACACUGUUCUGCUGGCCAAUGGGGCCAGUGGAGCAAAUUUACCAGGCUAUUAUGUAGUCAGUAGGCCACAGAGUCCUCCUUCUGGACUUGUAAUCAGUGGCACCUCACACCCUCCCUCUGCUCUAGUUAUCCAGGGCACUGAAAGCCCCCAAAGCCCUGUCAGCCCUGCCAGUCCAGGAAGCCCCACCCUAUUGCUAUCUGGUAGCCCAGGUGUAUUUCCGGGCUCAGUCCCUACAGAGGGCUGGAAAAUAGCAGGGCCAAAUCCUGAUGGUACUUACGUGUUAGUUAAAGAUAAUAGCAGUCCAGCUGAGGCAGAGGGGGUGGACCCAGGCUCAUCUCAGGGCACUUUGCCCAGAGGUGCUACCCUGGUAAAAGAGGCUGCUCCUCCUCAGGGGGUGUUAGGCCCAGCAGCCCAGGGGAGUGCGUUUGGCAUUCAGCCAGGACACACUGUUGUUAAGAGGGAGGGUGUAUUUGCAGUAGGUAGCAAUUUGGGGAAAACACAGGUCAGGGAGCCAGGGCAGAUGGGUUUAGGUCCAGAGGUCAGACAUACUGGAAUUCAUCCAUCUGGGAUGAAUCCUGUUGGAAUAAGGCAGGUACAUGAGUCACAACAAAUUUGGCCACUGGAGCAAGCAGGGGACCCCACAAAAGAUGAAACUGUGCCUGAUCAGUUGACUAAAAUCCCAGAAUCUCAAACAACCACAUCUUCAGAUGUUAUAAGUCAAUCAACAGAAUCUAAUGACCCACAACAGAACACAGAGGAAGGAGCAAUGGGUGUUCACUCAAAAGAGCAAGAAAAUCUUGUACCAUCUGAAGGUUUUUCCAUGGAAGAUAAACCUGUGCUCACUCAAAUGACCUCCACAGAAGCUGUUCAGCUUGAAUCAGAUGUCUCUGAUUUAGUUAAUACAGACAAAGAGAAUGAAGAGACAUCAGCAUUUCCUCAAGGAGAGGGAGCCACUUCUACUGUAGACCACAUUAACAUUGUAGAAGAUCAAAUACAUGACAGCACAAAAGAAAACUUGGGCAGCCAGGAAGCAGCGCCUUUGGAAGAUGAAGAAGUUGAAGAAGAGGGGAAAUCUGUUCAUCUCAGCACAGUUGCAGGUCCAGAAGACGGAAGUUCUGAAUCUCAAUCAGAUGAAGUCAAAGAGGAUCAAAGUGACAGGGACCAGGAGGAAGAUGUCAGUCUAGCAGAUGAAGUUGUUUCAGACUUAGAAGCAAAUCAGGUCAUAGAUGCUUCUGAUGGUAUCAAUGCAGAAGAGAAUAUCGAGGAAAUAACUAUAGUCACCAGUGAUUCAUAUGAAGAGGUUAAGGCUGAGCAGGACCAACCGUUAGAAUCUGAAGUAGGACUUGGUGCUAUGGAUGCUCAAUUGUCAGCAAGUCCUUCAAAUGAGAUUUCGACAGAAACUUUAAAUACAUCUGACGAGAGGUCCAUACCUGAUCAAGAGGCAAUGCCAGAACUGCAGAUGGAUCAUAGUGAAGAGAUUAAGAUAGACGAAGGUCAUGCAAAGACAGAUGUUGUUGAUGCUGAAGCAAUAACGCCAUUGCAAACUGUGAGCACUACUUUAGCCAACCAAGAAGAAAAAGACCUGAAUGAUUCAAAUUUGAUAUCAGCCUCAGAAGAAAUAACCACUGAAGUACAAGAAGAGGGCCCUAAUGUGCCAACCAUUACAACAUCAGACCAACAUCAGCUUAUAGCUGAAGAUGAUGAUAAUCAACAAGAUAUAAUGUUAGAAUCAGACAAGGAUCAAGUCAGUGCAGAGGCAGGCAGUAUGAGUGAUGGAGAAAAAGAAGAGAGUAUUGUGGAGGAAGGAGUGUCACAGCAAAGUUUCAGCACAUCUGAUGACCAAGAUGAAGAUAUUGAAAGACAAGAUGCAUUGAGCACAAGUUCUCAAAUGGAGGAAAAUUUCAUCUCAGAUGACAACAUUAGUGACAUAGAGAAAGAUGAAGAUGAUGUGGAGGAAAUGGUGUCAAAAGAGGAGCAAAAUAUAAGCUCCUCAGAUAGUCAAGAUGGGGAGAGUGCAAACAAAGAAGCAUCGAGCACAAGAUCUCAAGUGGAUGAUAACUUAAUGCCAGAUGAUAACAUAAAUGGCCCAGAAAAAGAGGAGGAGGAGACUUUGGAGAAAGUGGCAUUAUCCACACAGCAAAAUUUUAGCAUCAGAGACAACCAAGAUGAAGAGAGUGAAGAAGAGGCUGUAUCAGGAAGAAAUUCUUCACUGGAGGAUCAGCUAGUCACAGAUGAUGAUAUAAAUAUUGGAGAGGAAGAGGAUCAUACUGUGGAGAAAGCGACAUCAUACAUACAGCCACAUCUCAGCAUCUCAAAUGACCAAGAUGAAGAGAUCGUAAAAGAAGAUGCAGGAGGUGUGACUUCCCAGGUUGAGGAGAAGCUCACCUCAGAGAGAGAUGGAGUCAAAGAGGAGGGUAGUGUGGAGGAAGAGGUGUCACCUGUACAUCAAAAAACUUUCAUCUCAGCAGACGACAGUGAAAAAGAUGCAUCCCACACAGUAUCUCAAGUGGAAGAAAAGCUGAUCUCAGAUGAAACUGUAUGUGAAGGCCAAAAAGAGGAGAAAAAUACAUCAUCCUUAGAGCGACAUAUUAGCAUUUCAAGUGACCAAAAUGGAGAGAGUGGAAGAGAAGAUGCACAUCACACAAGUUCUCAGGUAGAUGGAGAAGCCUUUAAAUCUUACCAGCCUUCAGAAGAGGGCUAUCAGUCUUUAGACACUGAAAGUUUAUCAGCAAUGUCAAAGGUGGCUGAAACUCAAGAAAUGCCUUGUGAAGUUACUACACAACAAGUAAGGCAAGGGAUAGAGUCUUCUCAGACAGGUGAUAUAACUCUGGAUAUUCCUGAGAGACAAGCUUUAGUGAGAGGUGCUAACAUGGAGGGUUUGGAUGAAGUGAUCACAUCUUCAGAGGAAUUAGGAUCAUCCAGGGUGGCCACAGGACAGGUUUCUAUGUCCAGUGAAGAUAAAGGGGCCAGUGGUAGAAUAUUGGCAUCUGGAAAGAUUGCCGGUGGGGAUCUCACUUUGGAAGAAGGCAAAGCAGAGGCCACUUUUGACCCAGAGAUUAGAGAGGGAUUGGGUAGUGGUGCAUCUAAUGCAUCAGGUCAAGUAUCACCAACAUCCUAUUCAGAGAUAAAAGUUGUGGACAAGGCCAUAUCUUCAAAGCUGGAAACAGACUUAGGCUCAGCAGAGACAGGAACCGCAACUUUUAUUGCAACUAGUGAGGUAGGUGAGGAGGCAGGUGACCUUGUUCAGGAUGAGAAUGUGCACAUAACAGGAGAAGAAGCAGAGGUAGACCCAAAUACUGAGGGGAAAGCUGGUUUGAUAGAGGUUGUGUCAAAUGCCUCAGAUAACAUGUAUGUGGCUGAGGCGAGUGGUGGCGAAGUGAGUCCUGUUCAGACAGUCAUUGGCCAAACUCCUCGGAACAAAUUCAGAUGGAGUAAAAAGGAUUCCAACAAGAAUCCUCGUAGUCCAAAAAGCCCUUCUGGAAAGUGUAAACAACAGUGAUUGCAUUCAGUGUUUGAAGCCAUGUGAACAACUAUACAGUUACCCAUAGCAUAAAUGUGGACGUGCUAUGCCCCCAGUAGAAUGGCAACUUUCUGCACCAAUGUCACCAGAAAUUACUUGUGUUUUAUCAAAGUAAAUCUUCAAAAAAAAAUGCAGGAAGGCUUCUUUACCCAGAAAAUAUUCCAAACUCAAUAUUUGAGGCUACUGUUUAGACCAUCAUAUAGUCAAGUGAUCACAAGUGCUGGAUAUAAUGAUUGCUCAGCUGAUGACAGACAUUGACCAGUAAGGCCUUCACAUCAGAUGUUUGCUUUGCGUUGCUGUACUGAGGCUGUGUAGGGCAGACAGGCACAAAGUUAAGCAAGUCAAGUGAAAAGGGCAAAACACACCAGCAGUGUUUGACACACUCAAAUCACUCGUCCCCUAUGUAAGCUAUCUAUAAAAACCAAACAUCUAGAGACAGAUUAAACCACACCAGCCAGCAAUGAUUUAAGUCAAGGUAGCAGGAUACUACUGUGUUGUCAUUUCCAACAUUGAUGUGUGUCAAAGCUGCAAGAAAGGGCCAUUUUGUUACAGUAUCACCUUGGAGCAGCACAUCCCAGCUGCCAUGCCUUGAAUCUGCGACCAGUAUGUUGCACUUUGGGGUUUUAUAGGCUGGGUGCGAUUACCAACUCUGCCCCCAGUUUCCAGGUGCAAACUCUGAAAAUACUGAACACUCCAAAUAGCACAAAGAGUUUACCUUCUGAACUUCAAUGCCCAGAAAUCAUUUAAUUAAUGCUCGCUGACUGUCUAUAAAAUAAAACAGUACCAACAGGUCUGUUAGCCAACAAACAUUAGCUAAUUGUUCGACACCCUAACUGCAUGGCCAUACUAGACCAAGAAAGACUAUAACAGCAAAAUCCCUGAGUGUAUUCAAGGUGAGCAAAGGUGGAUCUCGUCAUUAUUAUUUCAUCUUUUGAUGUGCAAGAGAAUGAAGAUGAUAUUUCUGCUUUUAAAAUGUGCAUAGUCUCACCUUCACACAUUCACAUUCACAUUCAUUUGAGGAAAAUAAUACAUCAUUGAAGAUUUUUAUUAAGAUUGGGAAUUUGGGAAAUUUGUGUGUUUGUCAAUUCAUUGAUAAUUGAUUUACAAUUGAACAUAUGAUUGUUUUACAGUAUUGAUUAUAAACAUCAUUGAUGUAAGCAUAGCAUUUACAUAAUCAGGAAACAUUUAUCAGAGCUGUUUUCUGUGAUAAAAGACCUGUCAAGAUCCAAUCUUGUGUUCAAACCUUUGGCGGCGGCGAAUCCUUUUGUUUACAAUCACUUGUACAUAGUGCCUUAAAUGUCUUUAAGGCGGCAUCUGCAAUUCUGGAGAGAAAUUGUUGAUAUUUCAACUCAUCACCCAAGCAAAUUGACCCUCCUGUCAGUGUUCCUUCAGAGGCAAAGGAACAUCCCUGAUGUUAUUUACGUAUCAGUGCUACAGGGUGUAGCUCCCUUUCUUUAUGGGCGAGGACAUGGCAGAGGAAGAGUAGCCAGCAUGAUAUUGUGUAGCUCAGCCCGAGCCACUUUUGUUUGUUUCCCAUUAACAGAGCCAGUGCUGUCUAUGAAUACUGGGUUUUAGGGUUUUUUAAUAGUUUGUUUUUCUCAGACUAUGAGGAGAUAUUUGCUGAAUUUGAAAAAAAAACAAAGUUAAGUAUUAGAAUCACAGACUGUACCUUUGUAUCUUUAUUCAUACUAUAGUUCGUGUUGGAGGCCGCUCUUCUUACUUGCUUUGAGCUGAAAUGUAACAUGUUUAACAGGUUGAAACAUGCUAGAUUUAUGAACACAUACAUUCAAGUGCACCUGCAUGUGGGAACAAAUGUCAGGAUUAGUUUGGUGAUUUUAUCUUCUUUACAGACUCAUAAGAAAUCGCAAUUUUUAUUAAAAUGCAAUUUAGGAAUGCUGAUAACUGUUGUUAUGUCAUUUAAAUCAGUCAGUGUGAUAUUCAGUAUACUGUGUGUUGUGUACAGUAAAUGUACUCUUUGUUCAGCACUGUAAAUGUUUUAUGUUCUUUAAUUUUCUUUUCAAGCCAAUAAGAAGAGGGAGCGGUGUGCUGGAUUUAUUAGAAGUUGCAGAGUGCUCUCAGGGCAGGUAGUUAUUUGGAUGUGAACCAGCUUCUUUGUUGUACAUAUAAUUAUCAUCAAAUCCCUGAAUGCAUAAACCACGCAUUACUAAGACAAGAUAAACUAAACAUGAAAAAUCCCUGACUUAAGGUUGGAUUGUGUUGAUUUGACAUAUAUGUAAAGUUAGACCUUUCUUUUUAACGGCUAUGACACCGAUUUGCAUGAAAGGAGUAGAGGAGUGGAGAAUAGCAUGUGAAAAUAAAAUUCAAAAUAAAAUUCAAAUCCACCUUAUAAGGCUGUAUUAGCACAUGACUAAACAUGCACUAACCUAAGACAGCUGAAUCUCACAAAAUCAUGUAAAAUGACCAUGACCUCUUAACCACAUUAAAGGGUGGUGGCUUGUAAUGUGUUUUAAUUAUGUGCUGGUACCACAUAAACAAUGCCAAUGGAAAGUCAACCCUUUUGUCACACAGACACAUAAAUUCCCUCAGUCAACAACUAAUGCAAGCGGCAGUGGUUAGUACAAAAGUCCUAUAGGUACCUUUAACCCAAGACACCUGUCUGUGUCCUGUGGAAAAACCAAAAGUCAGUGUAAACUUAAUUUAACUUUAUUUUAUGUACUUACAUGCUGUCAUGUGAUGUUACAUGAUGUACUUGGGGUGCUAUUUUCAGGCUACCGUCACAUAUUGCACUUUGCAUCUUCUGAUAUUUUCCUUCUCUUAUUCAUAAUUUAGGUGGUGUUGGUGUAAAUUUAAAUUAGUGUUUAAAUCAUGAAUAGAGAGAAUGAGUCUGGUUCUUUAAAUGACACCUUCUAUAGGAGCCAUUAGUGAUGUAAAACGCUUAUAGGAUGCUAACCUGUCCUGUAUGGGUCACCGUCAUGUCAUGGGUGUGGUAAUAUAAGUAGGACACCGCGUUAUGUCAUGCUGAUUUUUAGAAGUGAAAAAUUGUUCUUUGUAUGGUGUUUAUGGACACAGAUUGGUGAGUUGUUGCAUGUUUUAGU